AUGAUCGUUAUUGACUUCUUUGCUGGAUGUCUAGGAGGAGCUGCCGGUGUCCUCGCCGGACAUCCGUUGGAUACGGUCAAAGUUCGUCUACAAAUGCAACAUGCCAGUUCAAAACUCUACCGCGGCACGUGGCACUGUUUCAGGACGAUCAUCAAGAAGGAGGGUGUCGCCGGCCUCUACAAAGGUGGGUGA
This is a messenger RNA of Ostertagia ostertagi, 192 nucleotides long. The record is from the annotation of a GenBank genome assembly. Lineage: Eukaryota; Metazoa; Nematoda; Chromadorea; Rhabditida; Trichostrongylidae.